Molecule: messenger RNA, 1675 nt
Organism: Medicago truncatula (barrel medic)
Lineage: Eukaryota; Viridiplantae; Streptophyta; Magnoliopsida; Fabales; Fabaceae
Exons: 2
Coding region: 203-1456 (417 amino acids)
Source: RefSeq, a predicted model, not a curated record
UAAAUAUUUGUGUUAUGUUACAUUACACAGUAGUAUAUACUCACGUAAGCUCCCACAGUUCCAAACAUUCACUUCAAGAUAUUUCAGAAACACUAGCAUAGCCGUAGAUUGUGGGAUUGAAAACAAACAUUAUACAUUCCACUUUUAUUCUGACUCUCUGGAAGAUAAUUAAAGACAUCAGGUUCCUAUUGACUCUGAUAUCAUGGAAUCUCCACAAUCUGUUGUGUCACCAUUCAAGAGUUCUAUCUUGGGACAUGGUGAGAAGUAUAAGUCUGAUGAUUUAACACAAAGCUCUAGUCCUUUGUCUAAAGACAUUGAGGUUAAUGGAAAAGAAGCUGUUGCAGUGUCUAAUCCAGAGGAAUUUAUUGGAGUAGUUGAUGUUUACAUACAUCAAGCUAGGGACAUUCAUAAGAUCUGCAUAUACCACAAGCAAGAUGUUUAUGCUAAGAUUUCUUUGACUAGUGAUCCUGAAAAUUCUGUCAAUACCAAGAUUAUCAAUGGAGGAGGAAGAAAUCCCGUUUUUAACGAUAACCUUCGUCUAAGUGUUAGGACCGUCGAUUCUUCUCUCAAAUGUGAGAUCUGGAUGCUUAGCAGGGUGAAGAAUUAUCUUGAAGACCAACUACUUGGUUUUGCUUUGGUACCUUUGUCCGAUGUAUUGAUGAAAGAUGGAAAACUAGAGAAAGAGUUCUCUCUUUCUUCGACUGAUCUAUUCCAUUCACCAGCAGGUUUUGUUCAGUUGUCACUUGCUUACAACGGCGCUUUGCCUGAUGUUAUGGCAAUUUCAGCAAUGCCUAAUACUGAACUGGACAGAAACGGCACCGAGAAGGACUCCAAAACAAGUGAGUCGCUCGUGAGGGAUUUAGAUAAAAUUGAGUUCCCAAAUCCAAAAAUUGUAAAUGAAGACCACUUAAUGGUUUCAGAAUACUUUGGUACAGAUAGCUUGGCAACUACUGAUACUGAAAAUCUUAGUUCAGAAAAAGGUGUUCAACUUGUGGAAAGCUUCUCAGUAUGUAGUGUUGAAUCUGUUCAACCUCCUAAGGUUGAAUCUCCACCUAGUAGUAAUGGAGUUGUUUCCUCUCCUUCAGUGGCUGCAAGCUCAAAAUCACGUGCUGCUACUAAACCUCCCAAUCAGGAGCAAAUUUCAGGUACAAAAAAGAAAAAUGUUGAUCUCAAACACGGGGAGAGUGAUUCCUCGAACACGUUGCUGAAUGAGUCAUUUCCAAGUCCUGUUGUGAGUGUGAAUAUUGAGCCAGAGCCAAAGAUGGUGCAGCAGGAUAUAGUAGACAUGUACUUGAAAAGUAUGCAGCAAUUUACCGAGUCAUUAGCAAAAAUGAAGCUUCCUAUGGACUUUGAAAAUGGACCAACUAGUUCAGGAAACUCAACCUCUGAACAGAAACUACAAUCUUCAAAGAGUAGUAACUCACGCGUGUUUUAUGGUAGCAGAGCUUUCUUCUGAGCCUUUUGCCAAGGUCACUUAGUUUUAGUAUUAGUAGUGAAAUUCAAUAAUGUAGUAUAUGAUCAUGAUCCAGUGUGGUUUCUCUCUUUCAUGAUUAUGUUGAAGUUAACAUGGAAUCUCUUAACUUUGUAUUUUCAUGGACAUGACCCUAUCUUAACUACUACAAGAACUUUUUUCUUCUGUCUUAAUGUCAAUAAUGGAGAAAUCAUAUUUCAUCUA